Molecule: messenger RNA, 1837 nt
Organism: Amblyraja radiata (thorny skate)
Lineage: Eukaryota; Metazoa; Chordata; Chondrichthyes; Rajiformes; Rajidae
Product: macrophage metalloelastase-like
Exons: 10
Coding region: 90-1505 (471 amino acids)
Biological process (GO): proteolysis; collagen catabolic process; extracellular matrix organization
Cellular component (GO): extracellular matrix
Molecular function (GO): metalloendopeptidase activity; zinc ion binding
Source: RefSeq, a predicted model, not a curated record
GUACAAUAAUGUAAGACACCUAAUCAUCCCUAUAAAACUCAGUCCGGACAGAGAGACUCAGUUCACUUCAAGACGCCGAGAUCCUGAAGAUGAAGUGCUUCAAGAUCCCCGUUGUCAUUGUGUUACUUCAUCUUGCGCUUAGUUUAAGUGCACCCGUCAACGAUACGAAACUGUUUAGCAAAAACGACUGGGAUCAAUGCCGGAAUUACCUCAAACGAUUUUACAACAUGACCGAACCCAAAUUGAGAACGUCCGACUCCGGGAUUCAUGAUAAGAUUAGAGAAAUGCAAGAAUUCUUUGGUCUGCAAGUGACUGGGAGCUUGAACCGAGACACUAUGGAAAUGAUGGAGAAACCCCGUUGUGGGGUCCCAGAUACGGCGCAGCUCACUCAGUCCUCACUCAGAAGUUCUCGGUGGCCGCAGAGGAGAAUCACCUACAGAAUCAGGAAUUACACGCCGGAUCUGGACAGACGAGAGAUAGACACCGCUAUUGCCCUGGCCUUUAAAGCCUGGAGCGAUGUUACUCCUCUGAUCUUUGUCAGACUGAACACAGGAGUGGCUGAUAUCAUGAUAUUGUUCGCUGCACGCGGUCACGGGGACGGUAACCCGUUCGAUGGCAGCAGUGGGACUCUGGCUCAUGCGUUUUUCCCUGGAUCGGGCAUCGGUGGCGAUGCUCACUUUGAUGAAGAUGAAAGGUGGACAUUGUCCAGAGCCGGAAUCAACUUGUUCCUCGUUGCGGCUCAUGAAUUUGGUCAUUCACUGGGACUGGGGCACUCGAACGAUAGAUCUGCUCUUAUGUUCCCCACCUAUUCGUAUGUCAAUACCAAUAGGUAUCGCCUCCCAGCCGACGAUGUCAGACGAAUCCAGGCCUUGUAUGGAGCUCAUGAAAAACCAAAACCAACACAACCACAGCCAAAACCAACCAAUCCUUCCGAUAGAUGUGAUCCCCAAAUGUCAUUUGAUGCUAUUACCAGUUCACGUGGUGAACUCUGGUUCUUUAAAGACGGAACUGUGUGGCGAAAACAACCUCGGCGCCCAGAUGUGACAUCCAGUCCAAUCAAGAAUAUUUUCCCAAACAUUCAGUCAGUUGACGCUGCAUUUGAAAUAAAGGAUAGAGAUCUUGUCAUUCUCUUCAAAGGAUCACAGUACUUUUUAAUUAGAGGACUCAGAAUGUUAUCACGGUAUCCCAGGAGCAUCCAUUCGAUUGGAUUUCCAAACUCUGCUACACAUAUCGAUGCUGCCCUGUAUAUCAAGGAGAGAAAAAAAGCAUUAUUCUUUAUUGGAGAAAUAUAUUGGAGUUAUAAUCUGAGGAGAAGACGCAUGGAAAGAGGCUACCCAAGAAGAAUAAAUUAUGACUUUCCUGGAAUAGGGAAUAAAAUAGAUUCCGCAUUUCAAAAUUCUGGCUUCCUCUACUUAUCGAAUGGACCAAUACAAUAUGAAUAUGACUACAGAAAUAAACGGGUUGUUCGUGUUUUGAAAACAUCCAGCUGGCUAAAUUGUAAUUAAUUAACAAGAAGUAUUUGCCUUAAGAACUGCCCAAUAUUUAACAGAGCAGUGUACUCUUUCAAACCAGGCAAAUUUUAAAAUUGAUUUUUAUUUGUUAUGCAAAAGAUCAUUGUGGUUUUGCUAAUUAACAUUUCUGGGUACAUAAAUGGAUUAUAUUUUCUAACAUUUUUUAAAAAGUCAGUGAUGAUUAAUCUUGUUUUCUGAUGUGAAAUAUACAAAGUACAAUUUAGAAUUAUACAAAAAUAUGGAUUGAAAUUGCUUAGAAUGUAUGUCUGCAGUAUUAUUAUGCCUGAUCUUCAUCAUUUGAAUACCAAUAAAGAACUGCUUCAUAU